Messenger RNA from Rubroshorea leprosula, 1298 nucleotides. NCBI's taxonomy places the organism in Eukaryota, Viridiplantae, Streptophyta, Magnoliopsida, Malvales, Dipterocarpaceae. The record is from the annotation of a GenBank genome assembly.
CCUGCCCAAUUGUGUUUUUCUUGGCUAACUCUUCCUCGUUCUCUUUCUGGAAAAAAGUAGGACCACUACUGGCUAUUCCAUUUCUGGGGCUUUUGGUAAGGUUAUUGGGACAUGAGGAAGCCUUGUUGUGAUAAGCAAGACACCAACAAAGGGGCAUGGUCCAAGCAGGAAGACGAGAAGCUUAUUGAAUACAUUCGCAAACACGGCGAAGGCUGCUGGCGAACUCUCCCCAAGGCCGCGGGCCUCCUUCGCUGCGGUAAGAGUUGUAGGCUUAGGUGGAUAAACUAUCUGCGGCCGGACCUUAAAAGGGGCAACUUUGCUGAAGAUGAAGAAGAUCUCAUCAUCAAGCUUCAUGCACUCUUAGGAAAUCGGUGGUCGCUAAUAGCUGGGAGAUUGCCUGGCCGUACAGACAAUGAAGUGAAGAAUUACUGGAACUCUCAUCUGAGGAGAAAGCUUAUAAACAUGGGUAUUGAUCCAAAUAAUCACCGCUUGACGACUCACACUUUCGCUCCCCCUAAAAACCCACAUGGUUCCAUUUCCACCAGUGCAACCUCCUCUGCUCCAAAAAUUAAUCCACCCAAUAACAAUCAUCCAUUGGUCAAAUCUCAUAGCCGAGACAAUUACCAUGUAUCCGACGCUGGAAAUUGCCUCCCACACGAGCCGUCUCUCCCCGAUCUAAACCUAGAUCUCACCAUAAACAUUCCACCUCCUUUGGUUGCUAAUGUUGAAGAUGAAGGAAAGCAGAAAGAUACGUCCAACGAUGCAUGUAGGGAACAUGAAUUUACCCAGUCUUCCCCUGUGCCCCUCCUCCUCUUCCGGUAGCUGUGUUGGCCUCUCGUUCAAGCUAGGGCAGAAGGGCACGCAUUCUGUGUACCCUAUUGUUUCUCUCCAAACAAUAUAAGUUGCUCCUAGUAGUGCUGAAAUUUCAACAAAAUUUAGCCAAACGUACAAUGCACUUACAUCCAGGGGUGCGACGCGGGGAAUUACUUUCACUAAAAGGGUCCAACCUUAAAGUACAUGAGAUAUAUAUAUAUAUAUAUAUUAUAUGUACGUACAAAAUUGUGGAAAGAUUCAUGAGGUGAUAAUUCAUCAAUAUUUUCUCUUGUAAAUUAAUUGUAUUAGUCAUCAUAUAUAUACUAUAUAUUGUACGAUCCACUAGAUAGACAAAUGUAAUAAUAUAUAAGCGAGGGUUGCAAUUUAUGUUCAUGCAUGUAGCUGUGAACAUAGAUUUUCUCUGAGUUUAUUGUUAUCUUCUCUUCAUUAAGGCUUAAUUUGAUGCAUAAAUAUUCAUAAAUUCU